UGUACAGCGCAGAGGUACAUGCAGCGGUUGGGUGACCUGGAGGGGCAAAGGCCCAUUACCCCUCUAUUCUCACCUGUACCAGUACAGGAUCUUCACCACCCGUGCUUCUUCCGCUAUCUUGUUGUUUCAACUCGUUUUUCGACAGCUUUCUUGGUGGCGGAUCCGUGGAUAAGCACUCCUGUGUGGGUUUUUUAUGGGCGUGUGACGCAGAGCCAGUGCCGAUUCUUUCUCUGGUCGUGAUAGCACGGGGUCUCGGAAUCUGCCUUGGUUUAACAUUUGCUGACAGCUGCUAGACCGACCGCCGUGAGCCAGAGCCGCGAUGCCGAUCGAACAUGAGAUUUAUUGGCGGUUGCGCGGUGCCAAGAUGAACAACAUUCCGUGGCAAUGCUCAUCGGGCCUUGAUUUGCACUGCUAAUCAGCUUCGUUUACAUCACCCGAAAUGCAUCCUCCCGAGUCCCAUGCAUCGCUGCCAGAGAGUCGAGGCCUUGCAGGCUGCAGCAGGAGAUGCGUUCUCGGCCGCCCUCCAGCGUCGCUCGCCGAGGCCGUUCUCCAAAUUUCUUACAGAGCCCAAUUGCACAGUGAUUGGACAGGAAAUUUUUUCAUCUUUGCGCAGACCCUGUACAGAUAACGUGGCUUGGUAGAGUUUGUGGUGUUGUGGCGAAAAAGCGACAAUGGGCGUUGGUCGGGCGCCUUUCGCCCUUGAUCGGGG
Molecule: messenger RNA, 709 nt
Organism: Trichoderma atroviride IMI 206040
Lineage: Eukaryota; Fungi; Ascomycota; Sordariomycetes; Hypocreales; Hypocreaceae
Source: RefSeq, a predicted model, not a curated record